Messenger RNA from Diaporthe amygdali, 1188 nucleotides. Its product is annotated as ubiquinol cytochrome-c reductase assembly protein Cbp3. Lineage: Eukaryota; Fungi; Ascomycota; Sordariomycetes; Diaporthales; Diaporthaceae. Gene Ontology annotation, cellular component: mitochondrion. The record is from RefSeq and is a predicted model, not a curated record. The transcript is spliced from 3 exons. Gene Ontology annotation, biological process: mitochondrial respiratory chain complex III assembly. Bases 1 to 1188 code for a protein of 395 amino acids.
AUGGAACCCUCACCGAACGGCGACCAGGGAUGGGACGUGGGCCCAGAACAAACAACCGAUACGGAGCCGAGCUCGGCAAAGCAUGUCUACAAGGAUAGCUGCAGCAAUAUUUUUGACGUCGAUGCGCUAAGCGUCAAUGACAUCUAUAAUCGAGACUUGAGAGCCUCGACAGCUGGCUUCGCACUGUCUGCUGAUUCUCCUAGUUCACAACCCAUCCAGUUCCAGGAUAUGGCAGACCGGCUUUGCAGACCAUGUCGCGACGUUGCGCGGCGACAGCUACGGCUCUUGCGCGAGCUCAAUCGCGCCCCAACCGUCUCCCAGCGGGCCACCGUCGCAGAGAUCGCGCGGGCGUCAACGAGACAGUUCCACCAGACUGCACCGAGCCGCUCGCAGGGCUCGCCCCAGUCUGAGAAGCAACCUGGGAUCGCGCAGACCUUGCUAGGCAUCGCGAGCAAACUUCUGCCGUCGAAAGCAGUCCAGCCUUACCAGAUCUUUGGCGCCACCGAAAGCAUCUACAAGGCUUGCGCGGCACCGGCCACAUACAAGAUCCCGCCGGAGUUGAGGAAGAAGGAGGAGGUGACAUUGGCAGAGAACGGGGAGGAAGUCGGCGUCGGAGGGGGCGUGUGGCAUGAUGAAUUCGGUCUGCCCCCAACCUUCAGCACAUGGUCGCAAGUCACCAUGCUGCACCUCUACCUCAUUGUCGUACGAUUAAGAUGCCUCGAAAAGAACGCAUGGCAGGCGUGGCAGAACCAGCUUGUGAACCACUUCUUCCACAACGCCGAGGACGUGAUGGAGGUGAACCACGGCAUGUCGUCGCGCAUGAUCCGGCAGAGGCACCUGCAGAACCUGUUCCAGACGUGGAGGGGCGUGAUACUGGCGUAUGACGAGGGCUUGGUCAAGGGCGAUGCCGUGAUGGCGUCGGCUGUGUGGAGGAACAUCUUCAAGGCGGACGAGAACGUCGAUAUGAGGCAUGUUGCUGCCAUUGUCAGCUGGAUGAGGUCGGUCUCGAGGUCCCUAGACAAGAUGCUUGACCCUGCACUGCUCUAUCAUGGAGGCAGCGUAUUCAAGACGCAGCCCACGGCAGAGUUGAAGCUGGUUGAUGAGCCGGCCUCGCUUGAGCAGAUCACCAAGGGUGCUGCGUCAGAGGCCCAGCCGGCUAAAGCGAAGCCGAGCAGUCGCUUUAAAUGA